AUGUCUGAAUGCAAAAUCAAAAUCAAAUCCACCCCUCAACCCCUAAAGCUCGUGCGGGCGGCAACAGGCGAUACGACGGUCGCAGUCGGCGCAGAGGGCACGACGGAGCCGGUCACGCGGACCGUGAAAGCGAGUAAAAUGACAACGCGACCGGGCGUAGUGUUCGUCGAUACCCCGGCACCGGCGGACGGCCGCUUAGACGCGGGGCUGCUCAAGGAGAUUUCGAGCGAGUUGGGGCGGCAGUUGAGGGGCGAUGGGCGGAUAGGAUGCGUCGUUUACUGCCUGGGGCAAACGCGGCCGCUGCGUCGUCAGGAUGUAGAGAACGGGCUGAGCGAUGUGUCGCGUCUGACAGCGAAACACCCGAAACUAGACGGUGCGGCGCUGGAAACGAUAUCCGUGGGGAGUAUCGUGAAGGAACGGGGCCUCAAGGUGCGCCUCGUCAGCGAGACACCGUGCACGCGGCUGGGCGCCUUGAAGAGUCUCGUAUUGGAGAAGUGCGAUGAGAGCAGCGAGUUGGACACAUCGCCGGCGUCGAUGUUGGGGUCGGGUCCACUGGCCUUGGUCCACGAACCGAGGGACUAG
Molecule: messenger RNA, 582 nt
Organism: Pleurotus ostreatus (oyster mushroom)
Lineage: Eukaryota; Fungi; Basidiomycota; Agaricomycetes; Agaricales; Pleurotaceae
Exons: 5
Coding region: 1-582 (193 amino acids)
Source: RefSeq, a predicted model, not a curated record